Molecule: messenger RNA, 2137 nt
Organism: Periconia digitata
Lineage: Eukaryota; Fungi; Ascomycota; Dothideomycetes; Pleosporales; Periconiaceae
Source: the annotation of a GenBank genome assembly
ACCCUUUCAAUCCCAGCCGGCCGCUCUGAAUUCGAAGGGAAGCUGCAAAAUAAAUCACACAGCAUGGAGAACACACAAGUGUCUCCUCGUUACAAGACGACCUCCCUCCCCGUACCGUCGUCUACUGCCUCACAUAUUGCUCACCUAUCUGGCUCCCGGUUACAAAUACGGUCGCUUGCGACCUUUGAAAUUGUUCGCAAUAUCGCCCUUCCUCCAUCACACGACCUGCGCAAUUCCACUCUCGCGUGGUCACCGCCCGCCCACGUCCCCGCUUCCAACUCGAGAUCUACCUCCGCGUCUACACCACCGCGCCGUAGUCGCAGUCGCGCACCUUUGCUCACCUCCCACCGAUUUCUUGUAGCUGACGACGACACUAUACGGGUAUACGACUUGCGCGACGACAAAUGGAACGCCGUCGUCAGCAAUGGAUCGGGGAGUAUGGGGAAGAAUGUACACGUCGAGUUCGGAAGAGAUGAAAACGAGAUACUGGUCUGGAGUGCGUUUACGAGUCGCCUGGUCCGGUGGUGUUUGAUAACGGGAAAGAGCAUCGAAGUGAGGGAUCCAAAGUUCGAAGGGAAGAUGGGCAGAGGGUGGGGGUAUCGACCUCGUAGGGAAAACGACGGCUGUGUGGACAGAAAAGGGAAUGGGAAAGGGAAUGUCAUGGCUGUACUGUGUCGAAGCUCUGGACAAGAUAUUCUGCUGCUCCUCACAUUACCAACGUAUGCCGUGUUGAAGAAAGUCGAUCUUCCGACUACGGAUGCCCAGGGCUUGAAAUGGAGUCGCGACGGACGGUGGCUGGCCAUCUGGGACUCAGCAGCAAGCGGCUACUUCCUACACAUCUACACCGCAGACGGUCAUUUCUACCGCACUAUCACCCGUGAACCCUCAGUCGAGCACAACGAAUGGGGCGUCGAAGGCCUGGGCAUCAAAUCCGUCGAAUGGGUCCCCGGAAACGAAUGGCUCGCCGUCGGCGGCUGGGACCGCCGCGUACGAAUCCUCUCCACCCGCACCUUCACUCCAACCGUCUACCUCGACCACACACCCGAAAUCAACGUCCCAACCGCAACCGUCUACACCGAAUCCGUCGACAGCACAAACACCCGCACCUACACGUUGACCCCACAACCCACCACCCCUCCCAAACCCAUGCUCGAAAAAAACGAAACAGGCAUCAUGAAACACGGCAUCAGCAUCCUCUCCUUCAACAAAUCGGGAACCUUCUGCGCUACCCGCGACGACUCCACCCCAUCCACGAUUUGGAUCUGGGACCUUGUCUCCCUCAAACCCGCAACGAUCCUCAUCCAACACUCCCCCGUGAAAUCACUCACAUGGCACCCCACUGACCCCUUUUCCCUCCUCAUCCAAACAACCCACGACUCCCCAACCCUCUACAUCCUCUCCCUCUCCCUACCGUUCCGCACCCACUCUCCCGCUACCUCCACAACAACAACAACAACAACAACAACAUCAACCCUCACCUCACAACCAUCCCCGAUCCAACCCCCAACGAUCCACACCCUCUCCCCAUCCCUCCCUAAGCCCCCAUCCUCCCUCCCCGCAAAAUGGCUCUCCCGCUGGCUCGCUCCUCCCCUCCCUCCCUCCCAAUCCAUGGAAAUAAAAAAACCAGCCCUCCUUCUCGCACACUCGACCGCGUAUAUAAUCGUCUGGCCACACGGUAAAGACCAAAUCCUCCGAUUCGAAAAAGAAGAUGGCGCGGACGACAGCGACGAUAGUUUGUAUGAGAUCUUGACGGGGAGGAAAGGUGGGGGUGGCUUGCUCCCGCUCGUCGAUGAUGAUGGUGAUGAUGGGGAGGUGGAUUGGGAGGAGGCUGUUGGUAGCGGUGGUGAGGACGAGGAGGACGAGGUAGAUGGGGGAAUGGGGUUCGAGGAUACGUUUAGAGGGAAAGGUGGGGCGGGGGCGUAUGCAUAUGGAGGGAGAGGAAGAAGUGUUUUGGGGGAAAGUGGGUUGGAUGAGAUGUUUUAGUUUUUUCUUUUUUUUCUUCUUCGAUUUCUUGCGGAAGGGAGGGGGCGGUUGGGAAAGUCAAUAUAUAAUCUUAUGGUUUCUAUCGUUUCCCCUCGUACGUUUUCCUAUCGCCUCUCUCCCGUGUAUGUGUAGAGAAAACUUGUUAAUGUUAUUG